Molecule: messenger RNA, 2840 nt
Organism: Hylaeus volcanicus
Lineage: Eukaryota; Metazoa; Arthropoda; Insecta; Hymenoptera; Colletidae
Exons: 6
Coding region: 1190-2143 (317 amino acids)
Source: RefSeq, a predicted model, not a curated record
AAGUGCUUACACUCAAAACAUUGCUUUUAUCUGGAGAAUAUUGUUAUACGUUGCGAAUAACCGAGAAGCUUGAAAAUACGUUUGUCGAUUGAAAAACCGUGUAGAAAUUUGAUCGACGACGACUCUACGCGGAAUAAUUGUUAAUUAAAAGGCGGAUUGCAGCGCGGAUUGACAAUUUGCAGUCGUAAAAGGAGAACCGGGCCCCUUCUGGUCGGCGAAUCGAAACGAGCAACCCCUCUCUUUUCAACAAUUGCUCUGGCGAUUGUCUUGCGCGCGCGUAGCCAAUAUUUUGCGUAAACGAAUAAAUACGAAAAAAAUGUUGCCAACGAUAUUUAUCUUUUUUUUUUUUUUCAUAUAAAUUACAAUGCUCGCUGAAAAAUGAUGGGAGAUCGAUUCGAUUCAACGCGGGAAGGAAACGCGUUAAAGAAAUGGGAACACGCGAUAAAGGCUGGGGUUCGAUGAUUGUAUUUUAACAAGAAAAUCCUCAUGCCUCGGCGAGCACCGGCACCUGCACACCGCGCGAUAAGAAACCACCAACACAUAUUCACGCCGAGCGGGAUCCACUCGAGCGCCAGUUCAAUGUCGUUGCUUCUUUCAAUCAGUGAUCUCGUGAAAUUAAAACUCGCUACAAACAAAAACAUUGAUCGUUCAUCGCUGAAAGUAACGAUUCGAGAAAUUAAACCUAAGCGAGACCUAAAGUAGAAAUCAUAGAAAUCGUUUAAUCGCUAUUUAAAUAAAAACCUCUAUCUUUUCGGAUAUUUUCGCACAACGCAUCGAAGCUUUCCGUUAAAAUUUAUUCGACAUUUGAACAGAUACGGUUUCAAUCGCCAAAAGGUCGGAAGAAAUUUUAUUCGGAUCAAUCGGCAACCUAGAUUCUUGUUCGUUUCACACCCCCGUGAACGAGCCACAUCAUCCCCACGCGCAACAGAGUCCUUUGGUUCUCUUGGUCCCCGCGAAGGAUCCUCCCGCAGUUUAUCGUCGACCAGCAAACCCAGUGGUAGUCUUAAAAGUCACAGGGCACUGUCGCGGUUUAAGCGGUAAAUUGGCAAAACGAUACGAGUCCCUCGAAUUCUUAAAGAGAGUCACAAAUUGCAAAUUUAUCUUCAGCGAAAGAUACAAGUAUAUAUAUAUAUAUAUUACUUGUAAUAUUACCUCAGCGAGAACAAAAAUUCAUAAGCACGUAUACCCCAUGACGGACGUAAACAGCAAUAAAAUGUCCGCCGAGUCCUCCAGAAAGUCCUUGGAAUUCGCGAAAAAGGAGAUGCGUACGAUAGUGGACAAAAUCGAAGAGAAGGGACUUACGAGUAGGACUUUGAAACUGUUCCACGCGCAGUCCUUACUUAGGCCAAGCGGAUCGAAAGUCCGCAGGAGACACCUGUGGAUCUUGUUGAUCCUCGCCUGGAUUCUGGGCCAAUUUUUGUGGAAUUACGCGAGUGCUGCUCGCUACAACAAGUGUCUGGCGGAGCUACCCUUGUUCACGCAGAAAAUUUUCCGACCGGCGGAGGACUGCUCGAUCUGUCGGGACGUUCAACAGGUUGACAGGAUAUCGAACGUGGUUCCUGGGAAUUUCGAAGAACGUUACGCGUACUCUGGGAGACCAGUAGUGAUCACCGACGCAAUGACAAACUGGACAGCUCCGAAGGUGUUUUCCUUCUCGUUCUUCAAGUCGUUGUACGACGGUGAGGACGCAAAUUGUCAGUUUUUUCCAUACAAAACUGAAUUCAAGAGUCUUCAAGAUGUUUUCGACAUGGACGCCAAUCGGUCUUUGCUCGAAAAUGGAACGAAGCCGUGGAGCAACUGUGACGAGAAAGCCGGCAACGUGCUCAGACAACAUUACCGAAGACCCUAUUUCCUGCCCCCGACUGCGGAGAGCGAGAAGACCGAUUGGAUUUUCAUGGGAAGCCAUGGCUACGGAGCUCCCAUGCAUGUGGACGACGUGGAGCAUCCGUCGUGGCAGGCGCAGAUAAAGGGCGAGAAAUUGUGGAUCUUGGAGCCGCCGCGAGAAUGCCAUUACAUUUGCGAUAAGCUGGAGAUUGUGGUGCGUCCCGGUGAAAUAAUCGUUCUGGACACCAAUCGCUGGUAUCACCAGACGGAGAUCGUUUCAGAGGAGAUGAGCAUCACCAUCGGCGCGGAAUACGAUUGAAGGAAGAAGAUCGAUACAACUCGAAUGUAAUGUCUUGCAUGUAUCGUUAGCAAAUUGUGUUUUACGAGUUCUAGCGUCUCUCGUGUGUUACACGAAUUACAUGUUUACGCAUAAAUGUUAACGUUUAUCGUAUGUAUUGUAAAACCCACGUUCGUCGAUCAAACUCGAAAGUUGGAAACGAUAACAUCACCAGGAGAAUUCACGAUUUCCCGCGCCUUACCAUGGUCUCUCUCCACGACAACACCGAAACGUUCCGAUCCUCUGGAGCGGUUGAUCGAUUUUCUCGAUCAGGACGGUCGUGCACGCGCCAGGUAACAUAUGAUCGCGCGCACACGCGUGGAUCACCAGUCCGUGGAGGGGAACCCCCGCGGCAGGGACCACCUGCCGCCAGGUGCGACUUCACCGGACAUCUGCACGAGGGGCCCGUGCCGUACCGUUUCCUUUUCACUAUCCACCAUUCCCGCGAUUAACCUCGUCGAGCUCCACUCGUCCAAGCCCCCCGGGUAUUACGAGAACGUUUCAUGUCUGUCCGAGGCUCCGUUCAUUACUCGAGUACUAGGCAUUAAAUGUCGGAAGAGCGUAGGUUUUUACUCGAAACCAAACGUGUUACAUACUACGGGAAGUAUAAUCGCAAUAGAAAGCGCAAUUUACGUUUCUUUUAUUCCGAAUCGUUCGUGGUUAAAUAUUAGUCACAACU